Peronospora farinosa is the source of this 1143-nucleotide messenger RNA. The record is from the annotation of a GenBank genome assembly. Lineage: Eukaryota; Oomycota; Peronosporomycetes; Peronosporales; Peronosporaceae.
AUGACCACGUCUGUAGGAGCCAAAGUGUUGGCCGAGGUGUACCGCCUGCAUCACAUUCCGCUGCCGCCAAUUACGCUCCAGGCGCUACUGAAACGCGGACCUGUGGCCAGUCCUGCCAUCGUCGGAUCUUUUCAGACCGACCCACAAGCUCUGACCAAGUGGCGCGAGUUGAAUGCACCCGCUAUUGUCACGUCAGCGCAGCUGUUACACCGAGAAGUGCCAAUCCGCAUUGCACGGCGCAUUGUGGACCUUGAGAAUCUGCCGGAUGAGCUGCCGCAAGCCAAACCUAUUGUGUCUCUGCGUGAACAGCUCCUUAGCAGUUUCCAUCAGCUUAUGAGCUGUCCGCUCCCUGCCAACCUCUCGGAUGAGAGGGACUUUAUAAAUCUUCACCGCAGGAUUCGACAGAAACACGGAACUAUGCACGGCAAUAUCGCAGAGGCGGUACAGGCUCUCGAGUAUGAGCCCCAGGGACUGAGUGAGUCGCUCGAUAACUUCUACAAUUCCCGCAUUGGCAUCCGCAUGCUAGUAGACCAACACAUUGCCGCUCAGACGCCAAAGCCUGGAUUCACAGGCGUUGUCAAAGACGAAUGUUCGCCCGUCAAGAUCGCCCAGGAAAUUGUGGACAAAGUACGUCCGUUGUGGCAGAAGAGUCUUGAUGGCGAGUUACUGCCUGACAUUAUCGUGAGUGGCGAUGAGAAAGCCACCUACCGCUACAUCCCGCAGCAUAUUGAAAUUAUCUUGACGGAGGUGUUUAAGAACGCGGUGCUGAACAGCGUUGCUGCGGCCAAGAGACCGGGAGCUACCGCUCCGCCGCCGGUUAAUGUGCUGGUUUCGGGUGGACCGCACGGUGUGUGCGUCAAGGUGUCCGAUAUGGGUGGAGGCUUGACCCGUGACGAGGCUAACGCUCUGUCGGACUACUACCGCACGGCGACAUCUCCAUCUUUGCGUGGAUAUGACCCUGUCGCGGAGGCCAUAGAGCAACGGGCUAGCGGAUUGAACUUUUCGGAGUCGUUUGGCCUGCGUAUUGCUCAGCUGUAUGCCAAGUACUUUGGUGGUGAGCUGGCGAUCAUGCCCAUGGAGGGACACGGUGUAGACACGUAUAUUUACAUGAACUGCCUCACCGGCGCCUCUAAGCUCAAGUAA